AUGCCAAUCCCAAAGUCAGGAAACUUCUGCAAUGAAACUAACUACAAAGGAAUUGCACUGUCCAAUAUCUUAUUGAAAGUCAUCAACCGAAUGAUCCUCAACAGGAUUCAACAGGUGCUUGAUAGCCACCUGAGACUAAAUCAAAAUAGAUUAAGACCAGGGAGAUCCACAACAUCUCAGAUCAUAGGCCUGAGGCAUAUCAUAGAAGGAGUUAAAUCAAGACAGCUACCUACCAUUAAAACCUUUGUGGACUUCAGAAAGGCAUUUGACAGUAUCCAUCAUUGCAGAAUGUUGAAGAACUCUCAAGUAUAUGGCAUUCCAGAAGAAUUAGAUCUUGCCAUUGCAUAA
Messenger RNA from Octopus bimaculoides (California two-spot octopus), 348 nucleotides. RefSeq lists its product as uncharacterized. NCBI's taxonomy places the organism in Eukaryota, Metazoa, Mollusca, Cephalopoda, Octopoda, Octopodidae. The record is from RefSeq and is a predicted model, not a curated record.